Molecule: messenger RNA, 1599 nt
Organism: Moesziomyces antarcticus
Lineage: Eukaryota; Fungi; Basidiomycota; Ustilaginomycetes; Ustilaginales; Ustilaginaceae
Exons: 3
Coding region: 1-1599 (532 amino acids)
Source: RefSeq, a predicted model, not a curated record
AUGCCUCUUCAACCCGCCUCGAUCCUGCCGAUGCGAACAAUGUCGCCGGUCCACCAUCUACAUGAGCAGGAACCCCCGGAAGCUGCAGAAUGCGCGCCACGCGAUAGCAUGCUUGGCGCACACACGGCGUUCCUGGGAAUGGAUGCACGCCACGUCCCAACGGCUACCAGCUUCGAUGCUGGCAACGACUCCCAGGUGUGUCAGGAUACCGACCCUUACAUGAAGUUUACGCUCGAGCUUGCCCCCGAAGGCAUGAAGAUAAGCUACACACGAGCUCGACAGUCUCCAGCAGCGUUUGGCAGGCGUCUUGCCGUAGUGAGGCGUGUGAAGAUGCAUCGACACGAUGGGAGCGAGUAUUUGCCGGCGGUGUUGGGCAGCCAACCGCACGGGAGCCAGGUGAUUGCCCUCAUGCGCUUCUCGCAGGAGUCCAUGACGUGGAAUCUGCCCGUGCUCAUCGCGCAAACCUUGCUCGUCGCCGAAAUCGUCCGCACGUACCCAGCCGAGCUCCGCAUGUUGCUGCGCAUCGUCCGUCGAGGUCGCCCCAACGUUGCCGAGAUCUUUUUCAUGGUGAUCAAGUACCUCGCACUGAUCGCGGUGAUCUUGGACAUUUUAGUGAGCGACACGUUUGCGGCGACGACGGACUUUGCGUGUCGCUCGUGGGCAUGGACCUCGUCGACGUUCUACUUUCUCUGCUCGACGCUGGUGUUCUGCGUGAUCGGAUGGCGAGCGCGCAUCAUCUUUCGCACAUCCCAGAAGGCGACCUACCUCAUCUCGGGCGGUUUGGUCGUGCAAUUGGCCAUUUCGAUGUGGACCAACUGGCGCGUAGUCAAGGCGGACGCCCUGACAGUCGCUAGAACCUGUGCCCCUGCCGCGCAAGUGCAUGCAGGGCCGGAGGGUAACGGUGCGCUUCGCAUCCACUUUUGGCAGAGCUCUACAUUCUGGUUCCUGCUGUACAACACGCUGUUCGAAACGACGCUGCUGGUAGCAUGCAGUCUGAGGCUGUACAAGACCUCGAGUGGUCCCGGCGGCCUCACGCGCAUUGCCAAGAUGCUCUUCGUCAACAACGUGCACUACAUGGCGGGCGUCGAGACAUGCAACCUGAUCGAACUCAUCAUGCUACUCGGCUGGGCAGCCAGCUUACCUGCGGUGCACAUGACAAGCAUUGCGAUCCAGAUCGUUGUAGGAUUGCAGAUGCUGAUUGGCGAACAGGAGGCUGUGCAUAGCCCUAGCUGCUCGCGCGUCGGCUACUCGGUCGCCAACUCGACCACCAGCAGCUACGCCAAGCCGACUACCACCACCACCAGCGAUGGGUCGUAUUCAGGACACGUGCGCGCACUGUCGUACAUCAAGAGACCCGGAACCGCCGGUUCGGCAAGAGAACCCGCGUACAGCCAACAUCGUGGUCGCGGUCGCAAGGGCACGCUCUCGUCCAUCUCGAGCGUGCCACACUACGCAAAGCCCAUUCCGGAAGAAAAUGUUCCCGGCAUGCCACAAAGGGCUGCCACCGCUCCAGAUAAUGGCGUCCAGGUGUCCAUCGAAAUGCCGCCACUCGCACACGCUAGCUCGGCACCCAACGGCCCCGCCUACCAACCUCAAUAG